Messenger RNA from Cyphellophora europaea CBS 101466, 2679 nucleotides. RefSeq lists its product as uncharacterized. The transcript has 2 exons. Gene Ontology annotation, molecular function: ubiquitin protein ligase binding. The coding region runs from base 1 to 2679 and encodes 892 amino acids. Lineage: Eukaryota; Fungi; Ascomycota; Eurotiomycetes; Chaetothyriales; Cyphellophoraceae. Gene Ontology annotation, biological process: DNA damage response; protein ubiquitination; ubiquitin-dependent protein catabolic process. Gene Ontology annotation, cellular component: Cul4-RING E3 ubiquitin ligase complex. The record is from RefSeq and is a predicted model, not a curated record.
AUGACGACGCCACGUAAAGGCAAAGUCCCAGCCCGAGCAAACAGACCUAAGCGCAAGCUCGAGGACUCCGACCCUGCCACCACUCCAUCUAGACGGUCUAAGAGACAAGAGCGAACGUCAACCGAGGACGAUUCGGAUGAGAUAGUUACAGAAAGCCGAAGACGCUCCUUCGGUGCUAAAGGCCCAAGAAAGGAAGCUCAGGCAAAGCGUUCUCCUGCUCCUCCACGGCCAAAUCCCGCCUUCGCUGCUAUGUAUUCCUUCACUUCAGCGAGACCUAAAGCCAAUGGCGUGAUCGAUCUUACGGGCACUCCAAGCCCGGAGAAGAGAAAGCCCUCCUUCUCUACUCAGAGUCCCAGGAACUUCGCAUCUCAUCAAGGUCCGAGGAAGCUUGUGGUCAAAAACUUGAGGACGACACCGAAAGUCGAUCCGCAGCAGUAUUUAGACAAGGUGUGGCAGCAAGAAGAAACGUCUCUGAGUGCCAUAUUUCGCAGUGAGAAAGAGCCAUACUCGCUGGAAGAGCUUUACAAGGGUGCAGAGAACGUGUGCCGGCAAGGCAAGGCACCAGACCUGUAUCACCGGCUCCAGACGAAGCUCACGGACCAUCUUGCCAACAUUGUGCGGCACCGGCUGAGACUACUGGCAAAGACAGCUUCUGAUGUUGACCUGCUGAAAGCUUUCGUCCAUGAAUGGCAUACGUGGAAGAAGCAAUUGCUUACCGUUCGUCAGAUUUUCUACUACAUGGAUCAAUCAUAUCUGCUGAGGUCAGAACAUCCGAGUGUUACUGAUGCAGGCUAUCAAUUGUUCCGCGAACUUGUCUUUACAUAUGACGGUGUAUACGAGAAGGUGCUCGCUGGAACCACUGCGCUCAUUGAUGGAGAUCGUGAUGACCAAAGCGCGGGCAAAAAUAAUGAGUUGCUUCAGCACUCCAUCGACCUUUUCCAGGAACUAGGAGUGUACUCGACAGAUUUUGGACCUGCAUUUAGAACGUCUUCGGAGAAAUACUUUCGGAAUUGGCGGGCCAUACAGCCCGGCAACGACGAGCUUGCACGCUAUGCCACAAACUGUACGAUUCUACUCGCUGUCGAGAUGAAGAGGUGUGAAGUUCUGGAGUUGGAUCGGACUACCAAAAACACACUCUCGGAUCUUUUCGAUGCAAUAUUUGUGGAAGAACAAGUGGACCUGCUGACGGACGAGGACAUGGUUAUGGACAUGCUUGAAGGUGACAUGACAGAAGAGCUGGAUCAGACUUACACUCUUCUUGAGCGAAAACAUCUUGGAGGCAAUCUUGGUCCCAUAUUCAACAAGUAUGUUGAUACCGAAGGGAGUUUCAUUGUCUUUGACGAGAAGAACGAAGCCGACAUGGUCAUUAAUCUCCUCGCAUUCAAGAAACGCCUGGACACGUUCUUGGACGUCUCAUUUCAUAAAAACGACACCCUUGGCAACGGAUUGCAUAAGUCAUUCGAGGCAUUCAUGAACAAGACGAAGAAGACUCAAUCAAAUUGGGACACUGAUAAUGCUAAGCCGGGUGAAAUGAUCGCCAAACACAUCGACUUGCUGCUCAAAGGUGGAGUCAAGGCGGUGCCUAAACUCGCACAGCAAGAGAAGGACAGUUCCCAACCAGAAGAAGAGCAUGACUUUGACGAAGACGACGGAGAUCAAGAGCUCAAACAGAUCAACCACCAUCUGUCCAACGCCCUUGAUCUGUUCCGCUUUGUGCACGGAAAAGCCGUUUUCGAAGCAUUCUACAAGAAGGACCUGGCUCGUCGUUUGCUCAUGGGUCGAUCGGCUUCGUUUGACGCGGAGCGCAGCAUGCUGACCCGGCUCAAGAACGAAUGUGGUCAGUCUUUUACCCACAACUUGGAGUCUAUGUUCAAGGACAUGGAUCUUGCUCGAGAGGAGAUGAUGUCGUACCGACAGCUACAGGAUGACCGUGGCGAAAAGCUCUCGGGCCCCGACCUUUCGGUCAACGUCCUCUCGGCGGCGGCGUGGCCUACUUACCCCGAUGUGCCCGUCAAUAUCCCACAGAAUAUCGCCCAGGUAAUGACCAAGUUCGAGGGCCACUAUCACAAUAAGCACUCAGGACGUAAACUCACCUGGAAGCAUGCUUUGGCUCACUGUCAACUACGCGCCAGUUUCAAUAAGGGACGCAAGGAGCUCGUCGUGUCUGGUUUCCAAGCCAUCGUUCUACUUCUCUUCAACGACGUCGCCUCGACAGAGACCAUAACUUACCGUGAGCUCUCCUCUGCAACCGGCCUGUCUGACGCCGAGCUGAAGCGCACGCUUCAAUCCCUUGCAUGCGGCAUGUAUCGAGUUCUCACCAAGUCACCCAAAGGCCGCGACGUCAACGACACAGAUACCUUCGCCUUCAACUCUAGGUUCGAGCAUCCAAAGAUGCGCAUCAAGAUCAACCAGGUUCAGCUGAAGGAGACGAAAGAGGAAAACAAGGAGACGCAUCAACGCGUAGCGGCGGAUCGGCACUAUGAAACCCAGGCAGCGAUAGUACGCAUCAUGAAGAGCCGCAAGACCAUUGGCCACAAUGAAUUGAUUGUCGAGGUCAUCAAGGCCACAAGGAGUCGCGGCGUGUUGGACCAGGUCGAUAUCAGGCGGAACAUUGAAAAGCUCAUUGAGAAGGAAUACAUGGAGCGCGAGGAGGGCAACAAGUAUUCUUACAUGGCUUGA